AUGGUGGGCCAGCGUCAGCAGGCGAUCACGGCCUAUCGACCUCAUGCGAACAGAGCCCAGGUGAAUGAGCGUCCUGUCAAAACUCAGCCAGGUACCCAAGUAUGGCUUUACCUGGACCUCGUGAAAGAAGGGUACGCCAAGAAGUUGUCCCACCUUGAACAUGAACCUUUCAAGUUCUGGAAUUGUUGGGUGAGUACUCGAUACGUUUGGAAAUGCGAGGCACGGAGUACAGGUCAUUCUCGAUGGUACAUUUUCCAAGCUCAAGAGGGUAAAGAGUUCCCCGACCAGACAAGUGCCAUUCUGGAGAUGGACGAAACAGAUCAUAACGACUUUGAUGAAUGCCUGUCGCCAGAGUACAGCUGGGUAAGAGAGCUGAAGGAGGGUGGGUACGAGGUCGAGGAGAUCUUGGAAACCCGCAGUGGAAAGAAGACGCGAUAUGGGAGACAGCAACGGGAGCUCCUCGUUCGAUGGAAAGGGUAUGCAGACCCCUCCUGGGUGGAUGAAGUGGAAUUGAAUUUUGGUGUUUAUUGCGGGAUUUUGAACGUAGGGAUAAGGAGAAAGAGCUUCGAAGCGAUGCAAAGUCGUGAGGAAUAG
Molecule: messenger RNA, 594 nt
Organism: Peronospora belbahrii
Lineage: Eukaryota; Oomycota; Peronosporomycetes; Peronosporales; Peronosporaceae
Source: the annotation of a GenBank genome assembly